AAGUGACCGGAGCCGGAUGCGAGUCUCAGCAGACAUCCGUCCCGACCGCCAACUUCCGUCCGCCGCUUGUGCUGUGCUUCAGUCCGCUGUCCGCCAUUUCUGUGUGCCGAACUCAAAGUGACGCCGGACGCCAUUGCUUGUAGUUGUUUUCUCAAGGCAUCAAAACGAAGCCCCCAAGUACAAUGGCUGACAAUGACGAUCUUCUCGACUACGAAGAUGAGGAGCAGCCGGAACAGGCGGUUGUUGAUGGGUCUGGUGACACAGGAGCCAAGAAGGAGGUGAAGGGUACUUAUGUAUCCAUUCACAGCUCUGGAUUCCGGGACUUCUUGCUCAAGCCAGAAAUUCUUCGUGCCAUUGUUGAUUGUGGUUUUGAACAUCCCUCAGAAGUUCAACAUGAAUGCAUUCCCCAAGCAGUGCUUGGCAUGGACAUUCUGUGCCAAGCUAAGUCUGGUAUGGGUAAAACUGCUGUAUUUGUGUUGGCUACGCUUCAGCAGUUGGAGCCAACUGAAAACCAAGUAUAUGUGUUGGUCAUGUGCCACACCCGUGAAUUGGCAUUCCAGAUCAGUAAAGAAUAUGAACGUUUCUCCAAGUACAUGUCUCAGGUCAAGGUGAGCGUGUUCUUUGGAGGCUUACCCAUCCAAAAAGAUGAAGAGGUCUUGAAGAACAACUGCCCCCACAUUGUUGUGGGUACCCCUGGUCGUAUUUUGGCGCUGGUCCGCAAUAAGAAGUUGAACCUGAAAAACCUCAAGCAUUUCAUCCUUGAUGAAUGUGACAAGAUGCUUGAAUUGCUUGACAUGAGGAAGGAUGUCCAGGAAAUCUUCCGCAGCACUCCACACAGCAAACAAGUGAUGAUGUUCAGCGCCACGUUGAGCAAGGAUAUCCGGCCAGUCUGCAAAAAGUUCAUGCAAGAUCCCAUGGAGGUAUAUGUUGAUGAUGAAACCAAGUUGACUCUCCACGGACUUCAGCAGCAUUACGUCAAGUUAAAUGAAAACGAGAAAAAUAAAAAGCUUUUUGAACUUUUGGAUAUUCUGGAGUUUAACCAGGUCGUCAUAUUUGUGAAAUCUGUCCAGCGGUGUAUGGCAUUGGCGCAGCUACUUACAGAGCAGAACUUCCCAGCUAUUGCUAUUCACAGAAGUACCACCCAAGAAGAGAGAUUAUCACGAUACCAACAGUUCAAGGAUUUCCAAAAGCGUAUUCUUGUCGCGACAAAUCUCUUUGGCAGAGGCAUGGACAUUGAGAGAGUGAACAUUGUAUUUAACUAUGACAUGCCAGAAGAUUCUGAUACCUAUUUGCACAGAGUAGCCAGAGCUGGCAGAUUCGGUACCAAGGGUCUAGCCAUCACAUUCGUUAGUGAUGAAAAUGAUGCAAAGAUCCUCAAUGAGGUGCAGGAUCGUUUUGAUGUCAACAUCACUGAAUUACCUGAUGAGAUUGACCUCUCCUCCUACAUUGAAGGACGGUAAUCAAGUGUAAAGAUUUUGUUUCAACAUCUUGUGAUUGGUGUGUCACAAGAAACGCAUAAAUUUUAAGCACUCCACAUAGUGGUUGUUAGUUGACAUCAUUUUAACCAGCACGUCCACUUGAUUCAUUUCAUAUGUCAUUAAUUCAUCAAGUCAUCAUAAAGCUGUACAGACUGUCUGUAUCA
Molecule: messenger RNA, 1642 nt
Organism: Thrips palmi
Lineage: Eukaryota; Metazoa; Arthropoda; Insecta; Thysanoptera; Thripidae
Gene: Hel25E
Product: ATP-dependent RNA helicase WM6
Exons: 11
Coding region: 183-1460 (425 amino acids)
Biological process (GO): mRNA splicing, via spliceosome; mRNA export from nucleus
Molecular function (GO): ATP binding; RNA binding; RNA helicase activity
Source: RefSeq, a predicted model, not a curated record